Molecule: messenger RNA, 999 nt
Organism: Colletotrichum phormii
Lineage: Eukaryota; Fungi; Ascomycota; Sordariomycetes; Glomerellales; Glomerellaceae
Exons: 1
Coding region: 362-811 (149 amino acids)
Source: RefSeq, a predicted model, not a curated record
UGUCAGGAAACGAGGCCAUGGCUAUCAGCUAGACUGGAAAUGUCGCCGUCAUUGCGCAGAUUGUUGAGUGUGAUCGGGUUUCAGCCCACCUUUCGCCCAUUUCAGCGGCCAGCCUGCGCUGCUCAACUAUCUUGGCUCAUUAUCCCCGGGCAUGUUCGCCAUGGUACUCUGUAUGGCGAUCAGCCGGGAAUCUUGGAUGGCAGAUUGGGCGUUCGUCUCUUGCUCGAUACAGCCUGACACUGUCCGGGAGAGAAGUUCCCCGGAAAGGCGCGGCGCCUCUUUCUGUCGAUCUCUGGAGCUCGUCUGUGGCAAUCACCAAGUCAUCAUCGCCGUCACCCUUCAACCUGUCAUUGUGUAGGGAAUGCGAUGCCUACGUUACUUUCGUACCAUGAUUUGGGACCGAGGCAGCAAUUACAUGUCAACGCAAGACGCUUGGAUAUGGUUCAGCUGCUCCGCGACCCCGUCAAAUCGUGCAAAGAUUCGGUGCGGGCGAGUUGGAUUUAUUCGGGCCGCCAACCGUGCCAAGCCAGCAGACAGCAAUGACCAAAAGUCACACAAUUCCUCGUCACGCCUGACAACUUGGACGUUCCAGGCCAUACUCUCAUCGAGAACUUCUCCUACGUCCUUGGCCUCCAUGGGCCUAGAUCGUGCAGACAACGAAGUCCGGAAGUCGGGAUGCACUGCAACACAGAGCCAGAACAUACACGCGGCAGCACACCUAGCCAGACUGUGGUGUGGGGGCGUCUCCGGACCAUCGCUCAUCCGUGGGCGUUGUAACCUCUUCACUGAAGCCGCUUCGCGAUCCUCAUGAGGUGGGACCUCUGCUAGCCCCGAGACAUCGUUGGCCAUCUUUGAUGUCUAACCAAUGCUGCACAUGCGUCCCGUUGGAGGGCGGAGGCUGGUGGUAUUCGCGAGAUGCGAUUGGCGGCAGCAGGCGACAGCAGGCGACAGAAGCAAGGCAAUGCAGAUGGCAGCUUUGAAGACAGAAUCUCUUGUCCU